Conger conger (European conger) is the source of this 978-nucleotide messenger RNA. Its product is annotated as olfactory receptor 1D2-like. Bases 1 to 978 code for a protein of 325 amino acids. Gene Ontology annotation, cellular component: membrane. Gene Ontology annotation, molecular function: olfactory receptor activity; G protein-coupled receptor activity. Lineage: Eukaryota; Metazoa; Chordata; Actinopteri; Anguilliformes; Congridae. The record is from RefSeq and is a predicted model, not a curated record. The transcript has a single exon. Gene Ontology annotation, biological process: G protein-coupled receptor signaling pathway.
AUGGGAAUUAUCUCCACUUCGGUCACAAACGGCUCGAUCAUUAGACCAGCGGGAUUCUACGUUAUAGGAUUUAGGGAUUUAAAGUUUGCUGAUUUAUAUGUAAUUUUCCUCGGCUUCAUUUAUAUUGCAACGGUUUUGUGCAAUUCUUUCAUCAUUUCCAUAAUAUGCAUGGAUCAUCGCCUACACACUCCAAAGUACAUUGCUGUGGCAAAUUUAGGCGUUGUUGACUUGAUGUGCAGUACAUCCUUUAUUCCUAGUACGAUCAAGACUGUUCUCACGAGAGAUACCUUCAUGUCCUACAAUGCAUGUUUGACACAGAUGUUUUUUUAUUAUAGUUCUGUAGCACUAGAGUCCUUUUCCCUCAGUGUACUUGCCUAUGACAGAUUAAUUGCGAUAUGUUUUCCACUGAGGCAUAAUUCUAUCAACACUCCCACAAACAUGAUCAGUAUUUUAGCGAUUGUUUGGUUAUUUUGUGGAAGCAGUCUUUUAUUCUUGGUCUUGAUCGUGACAAAACUGUCUUUUUGUGAUUCACUCACUGUGCACCAGUUUAACUGUGAGUAUGCAGGCGUGUACAAUCUAGCGUGCAAUGAUAAUACACUGCAGUGGAUCGCUGCUGGUGCUGUGAGCACAUUUCUUUUGUUCACGCCCCUUAUUUUAAUCAUCAUAUCAUACGCCAGUAUUUUGAGAGCUGUGUUUCGAAUGAAAAGUGUGGACAGCAGAUACAAAGCACUAGCAACGUGCACAGAACAUCUCGUUCUCGUGGCGAUUUUCUAUGUGCCGACCUUAACAGUGUACAUCAUUGAACUUUUCGUAUUCCACGUCGAUCCAAUCGUCAAAAUGCUGAACUUGUCAUUAGCUUCCUCCAUUCCUUCCUGUCUGAACCCCAUUGUGUAUUCCCUGGCAACCAAAGAAAUCAGGAACAGAAUACGGGCUAUGCUCCAGAAAGUCAAAGGAGCAGUGUGGACAGGGCAGGUGUAG